ACAGCGCAUGCGCUGUGCGAUAAUGCGCUUUGACCGCGUCUUUGUUUCAUAUCGUUUUCAACUUCCGUGGAAGUUGUGUCUUCGAGAGGGUGUCUCAACAAGCGUACGCUUUCGGGAAACUUCUACAAUAUCGAUUAUCGAAACGGAACAAUUCAAGCCAGUUACUUGCAACCGACCGAAAAGAAUGUGGAUCAAUGCCUGGCAGAGAAGCGGGAAAUUGUGGACCAGCUGGAUUUGGCUGGUUUUGGUGGCGCUGACUGCUAUGAAUGUGGCCAACGGUGCGCCCUCCCUCCAACAACAGACUGGAGGUGUGCCAGCCUCAACCAAUGGCGUGGAAGCCGCUAAGGAACAUUGAUAAGGACGUCUUAGAAUUGGAGAACCUGAAGCCAGUUAGCAGUGGAAGCAUGACUUUAGUGAAGAGCCAUUCUUCUGUGAUGAAGAGUGUCAAUGGACAGAAAGAAAUACAAUCGGAGACUCAAGAAGAAGUUGAUAAGAAUGGAAAACUUCUGGCCAGAAUCCACCAGAAAAUGGAGGAGAAGGAUGACAAAUCAGUAGCGAAACCUUUCACCCAUGUUCGGACUGAGGUUGACAUUCCCGACAAGAAUAUUCACAAAGUGUACGAGGAGGGACCCCGCAUAAACAACAAUAAUAAGAGGAAGUCGCCAUUUUCCCGAGCUGAAUAUGAUGAGAACAAUGUAGAGCCUAGGAGAUCAGGCUCCGGAGUGCAGUUUUCUCCCAUGGAUAUGGCUGAGUAUUUCUGGGUUGGAGAUGAGAAAGGAGUGACCAUGGCUAUUGAGGACUUCCUACAGGAAGGAUACAUGACAAGAGAAGAAGCAAUUAAUUAUUUGGAAGAAAUCAAAUUCAUACUGAAUUACCUGCAGUCUCAUUAUGCUGAUCAAGUCCAGAAGGAAGGUGGCAGAACUCCUCAGGAACAGUCGCAUCAGUUGAGGAAGAACCUAGACCUGUUGGAGAGAGCUAAGCAGGCGCGCAGUGAGGCAUCCGAACUGAUGGAAGUUCGCCAACAGCUCAGGGACCAGAUGACCAAGAAGAACAUCGAGUCCAUGGAGAGUGACCCGCUUUUGCAAUCGAAACAAAGACUCCUUCAAUCACAGGGUCUUGUAGAUGAUGACUAUGAAGAUCUGCUGGAAAGACUGAAGGUUGCUGACUUCCUCUACACUGAGUACUCGCUUGAGGAAAUCAUCUAUCAGCUCGCCAAAGUCAUGUUCUCCCAGUCUUUGACACGAGGAAGCUCUGAAGCGCAAGAAGCAUUAGAGAAAUUCACCAGGUUCCUGGAAGCUGAAGCUGAAGAAGGAAGGAUCUCUCGAAGUCUCGAGAAGAAAGUUCUUGAUGUGCUAAUUGCCAGCUUGACAGACACCCUGACCGAACACCCUGAGCUGGUGGCAGUUGCUAGGGAGAGUCUGGCCAUGGGAUCCGGGAAUGCGGUCAGCGACAAUAUGCUGCAGCAGCUAUUAUGAGCAGGGCGGGAGAGCCUGACAAGAAUGAUUACUUUUCAGAAGCUGCCGAGAAAGCACGUUUGGCCAUGGCAUCUGGUUCCAACCCCAACAACAUCAGGAAGAACAACAUGAACAACCUUUUUAUGAUGAAGGAUGUAAACCACAACGCUGACCAGCCUACUGUUAUGAUGAAGAAAAGUUCACCUCCCCAACCAGCCAAUGGGAAGGCAUCUGCAGCCAAAACUCGCUAAAUAAUAACAAAAGGUUAUAAAACAAACAAACAAAAAAAACUAAAAUUUGUGUACAAAAUCCCUAUUAGAACACCCUCCCCCAACAAUAUACAAUCGUCAUACCUUAUAAUUUUUCAUACAUAUGAUAAUUAUUUGUAGAAUAUUUUCCAAGUAUUAUUUUUCUAUACUCGGCAAUCUCACAUAGAUGAUAAUAUUAAUGUAACCUGAAACUAUAGAGUGCUGUCCUGAAAUAUAAUAGUUACCAAUGAAUGGAAACUUGUUACCGAAAUGAUAUUCCUAAAAAUAUUCAUGUUGAUGUUAGAUAAAUAUCAAACCAACACUACUGACUUUAACUAGGUUUUCUACCAGCUUUCAUGCUUUAAAAACUUCUCAGAUUCAUUGAUAGUAGAUUAUCAUUGGUGGGUCUCCUUAAAUAUUAUAAUAUUCAUGUCUAUGAAUUUCUGACAUGAAUAGAGCCCCCCAUUAUUGUAGCUUAGCGAUUAUUAUAUUGAUCAUAAUAUAUUUAUUGUAUAUCUAUCAUCCCAUGUAUGUGAUAUCAUACAGUCUUGUAGAUGUUGCAUUAACGGUAUACUUACAUGGUGUUUUUGUAUGUUGACGUACAUUGAUAUAACAUUUUGAGAACUAAAGGACUGAAUGAUAAAAAAUAUGUCCCUGGGAAAAGAUUGAGUACCUGUCUCCACGUUUCCAAGAUUUUCUGAGUUGGUUUAAAAUAGAUAUUUGUUUAGAAUGGGAUGUUGGUUCAGUUUGACUCUGAUUUCUGUACAUCAAAUUAAUGAGGAACAGUAAGUUGAGGUUUAAGCUGAAAUUCUUGGACAUACUCUGAGCUUAUACUGACAGGGAUGAAUUGGCUUUCAAAAUUACAACUAAGAGUGGAUGAAACCAUGUUUCACAUGAAAAGAAGUGAUAAAUACAAUAAUAUUAUAUGGAAUUUUCCAAUUCAAAAUUGUAAUCAAAUUAUAUUUUCUUGCUCGCAUGAUGAUAAUAUUAUUAUAUUGUUGGCUUCAGCUUCAAUUUUUAAUAACUUUCUCUUAAGAAUUCGAGAAAUUUGCAUACUUAUAGGCCAUAUUAUAUAGAACCGUUUUAAUUGGAAUCGUUUUGGGCUUUUUAGCCUGUGGUACUUUUCUGUAAGUUGUGUAAUUCUGAAUUAUUAAAUAAAUAAAUAUAUAGUAUUUGAAUACUGAAUGAAAAUUCGAGAGUGGGUAACAAAAAUAAAUGACUUGGAUCCAGGGUAAAAUACUCUUCAAAUAAAAAUUCAAUCAACAUCAUGAUCAAGACGUCAAGCAUAACAUUCUCAAAAAUUAAGAUUGAUAAACCUCAAAUCAAUUUUUGUAGCCUACUAAUAGGAAGAGUGUAAUGCUUUGUGAGGAGCUUUGAAUAAUAAAAUUUAUUAUAAAAAAUAUAGACGUUGAAUUAUAUAAGUUUUAAAUUAAUACUAAGGGGAUAAUACAUGGAUAAUGGAUAUGCAUUUUCAAUUGAUGAUCGGUUAACUAGAUUGAUAUAAUACAUAUCAGAAACAAUAGAUGAUAAUAUUCACACUACUGAACCAAAGAAAA
Molecule: messenger RNA, 3258 nt
Organism: Nilaparvata lugens (brown planthopper)
Lineage: Eukaryota; Metazoa; Arthropoda; Insecta; Hemiptera; Delphacidae
Source: RefSeq, a predicted model, not a curated record